CGGCAUCAUGACCCGUAGAAUGGUAACACGACGAAGGCCAUUGUCGGGGCCCAGUUCGUCAGGUUUGAGUGAGGGUGCAGUCGCUAUACUGUGUCUACUGAUGUGCUUCGCCGCAAGAGAGGCGCUGGCUUCAGGAGCUUCUUCCCGAGGGAGGGCAGGGGGCACUUCAACAGCCGGUGGUUCUGGAGGGCGUAUAUCAGGGAACAGUAAGGACGCAGGGGGUGGAGCUUUUUCUUUUGUAAGUGGGACCGUACCAAAGGUCACACUGGACGAGACCGUCGACUCCGAGGAGCAGGACAUCAGGGAAGAGCAGCGGCGCGGUCGCUGGAGCUUUGGGCAAGAUCAUGAUCCUGUCGUUUCCGCCAUCCAAAGUAUGAAAGAUCUGUUCCCCAAUGUGCGUGUCUCAAUGGACCCCACGACAUCUCUCAAGCUGAGAAAGCGAAUCUACCCGUUGAAAACCGUUCUCACGCUCGGAGCCGAUUACAACACCCAAAUAGGGGUGUGGCAAUUUCGCUCUACAUGGGAAGAUUCCAUCAUCGGGGGUAGAAUCAGCAUCGCAGGACGGGAAGUGAUGCUGACGAAAUCGUGGUUACUCAAGGUCAUGGACUCGGAAGACGUUGCAACGCGGUUAAAGUUCCGAGCAGCCAUCAACACACGAGACUGGACGGCGUACGCCAAGUUUGGUUUCCGAACAGAGCGCAUAUCGCCUCUGAACAUCAAGGAUGGCUUCCAGCUGGCGAAGAAGUUCCCGCUUGAUGGAAAUAAUGGCCAUGCCAAACUCGAGGUCGUGUCCAAGCUCGCACUACCGGAGCCGGAACUCCAGUUUAGUACAAAUGGUGACACAAGCAAGGGGGUUGUGAUCGGCAUGGGUGAUGUAAAUCUUGGGAUAGAGGAGUUCAACCUGUUGCUUGAGUACUGACGAAAGUAUUUCGCAGGGCAAGGAGUGUGUGUGACGGUGCGCUGUAAAGUGUCAAGAAGAUGGGACGGACCUGGCCGUGUGAUUAAUGUUGUGGUGUGGCAAUGAGGAGGCUGGUAGUACUCAACUCUCCUGGUCAGCAGCAUCGCAAGUGGUGUUUUAUCUUUGUCUGGUUUCGGGCUACCGGUGUUGGGGCGGAUGCAACAAUUCGCCUUGGACGUAUUGUCACGGCGUGCUUUUCAACGCAGUGGUCUAACCAAGGGGUCUCAAGGCACCGAACUAGAAAAGUAUAUCCGACAGCACAGUUUUCGUCUACAAGACCUGCGGAUGAAAAGUUUUUAGCAGGCUUCCCCACUCACUGCAAAGACUUCCAACAUAUCCCUUCGACUGCGGUAUUUUCUCGAACGGGUAGGUAGUCUUUCAGUGAUUGCAUGUGCAAUUCUGAGAAUCGGAAUGGUGUUGCACGCUUCGGUGCGCUACAGUAGCCCGCGAUGGCUGGAGAGCGCAUAUUCAGCCAUGAGCGCAGCUGGCCACGGCGCUAUGCAUUCCGGCAUUUGUUGUGCGGGAAGACGUUCACUGUCUUUGGGUAUUGACCUUGAGGUCACAACACGUUCUUAGGUGAAUGAGGUUAGACCGGAAUAUGCAGGUUGUGUCUCCUGGAGCAUGCUGAAUUUUUUCUCCGUCCCGUUGAGGAUGAUACCUGUAGACCAGAGUUUGGAGUCAUUGCACCCCGCCCAGCAUUGCAGUAACGCAAGGGAAAGGUGCCGUAGGAGUACGUGAACUCCCACUGUGAUGCUAUUUAUAUCGUAGUUCCUUGGC
This is a messenger RNA of Ectocarpus siliculosus, 1735 nucleotides long. Lineage: Eukaryota; Phaeophyceae; Ectocarpales; Ectocarpaceae. The record is from the annotation of a GenBank genome assembly.